UGGAUCAGAGCCAGUAGUUGAGGACAGAAUUGUUUCUGUUCAUCACAUCUGAAAAUACAACAUGAAGUGUUUCUUGCUCCUUGCUCUGCUUUUGGCCGUGAGUGCUCAGUUAGCCUGGGCCACUGGGUAUUCUAAUCAGGUAUGCCUCAAGCUGCCCCAGGGCCCUAAGGGACCCAGAGGUAAUAUGGGGCCACAAGGUCCUGCAGGUCCGCAGGGCGAGGACGGUUCGCAAGGCCCCGAAGGGUCAAUGGGACCCGCCGGACCCGAUGGUGAGGACGGAGAGGAUGGUGAACCUGGCAUGCCAGGUAGACCAGGUAGCUCUGAACUGCGCAGUAUUGCGAUCAGCCUGGCCUUCUUCAACCCAUCUCUACAUGCACUCAACCCGUUCUACAUGAGUCUUCUCUACUCUUACUUCAAUGGUCGCUACUUCGUGGGAACUCCCAGCCGACAGCGCUCUCUGGGCGGCAAUGCCAACUUCAACCUGGGUCGUGGCGCUGUCAAGCUGGUUCGAUGGGGAACGGAGAUUCGUAUUCCAUUUGUGAAGUCCUACGAAGGUUCUCCUGUGUGCAAGGUUCACUUCCAGGACAUCUUCAGCCACGCAAAGGUCUAUGCCACCAGCACGUUCCUGGCUAUCAAGCUGCCGACCAUCUGGAAGAGGAGGCAGACGCACAUCCAGGCGGUCUGCUGGGGCGCUUUUCCCAAGCCCGCGAAGAACUAAUCUGCGAUGCAGCGGUGGCUAUGGUAGCACUGCCUAAGUACUAGGUAUCACGUGUCACAUUCUGUUCUACAUGUAUAUUCAUGCUGAGCAACUGUGCUCCAUUUUAUCACAUUUAUAAAAAACCUCCACUAUCGCUCCAUCGUUUCCCUUCUCAUCCGGUAAAGGGAGGAGUAUUAGCAUGUCUCACAACCGCUGGCACAUGAGCAGAGAAACUCCAUUGCUGCAUCUGCCGCUAGGGAUCACAGGCUGUUAGCGACCGUUGUGAGUUCCUUUCGGAAACGGACACGAUAAUUUACCGUUUUUAUUGCAAAUCAGUAUCCUACCGACAUGCUAUUUAACUAGAAGAGGAUUAUAAUUCCGGUAUUUUUUAUUCGCAGAAUCAGAUUUGGAGUCACCUGUAUGGAUGCGUUUAUGGUUUCUUCAUGUAGAUGUAACACGGAAAAUCCUAAACACACCAUUCUCAAAUCAAGUGGUCUCCUCGCUGUAAACUACAAUUAUAACACGUUAUAUUAUAUUCUGGAUGUGAGCGCCCAUACUCGGUUCCUUUGGAACCGGAGACGAAAUGUUCUGUUUCCUUUUUUAAGCCAUUUGUUAUCUGGAAACCUGAUGUCCUUGCCAUGGAAAUCAAGUUCGACAAUCCAGUAUGAUUAUUUUGAUAUUUUCCACUUAUCGCUGUUCAUCCUGGAGUUCACCUGGUGUCCAUUUAUCGGUGUUUCUCUGAACGAAUGUUUCGGAUAACAAUUGCUGGAGAGAACGGAAUGGAGCCUUUGAAACUG
Sycon ciliatum is the source of this 1494-nucleotide messenger RNA. RefSeq names its product short-chain collagen C4-like. The coding region runs from base 62 to 718 and encodes 218 amino acids. The record is from RefSeq and is a predicted model, not a curated record. The transcript has a single exon. NCBI's taxonomy places the organism in Eukaryota, Metazoa, Porifera, Calcarea, Leucosolenida, Sycettidae.